Triplophysa dalaica is the source of this 1610-nucleotide messenger RNA. RefSeq lists its product as uncharacterized. Gene Ontology annotation, cellular component: external side of plasma membrane. Gene Ontology annotation, biological process: positive regulation of T cell proliferation; immune response; negative regulation of T cell proliferation. Lineage: Eukaryota; Metazoa; Chordata; Actinopteri; Cypriniformes; Nemacheilidae. The transcript has 5 exons. The record is from RefSeq and is a predicted model, not a curated record. Bases 302 to 1261 code for a protein of 319 amino acids.
GGACAAGACCUUAAGAUGGAUCUACACUCUCAAACAGGAAGCGUAACUUGUUGUUCUAUCGAAACAAAUACAAUACCAGGGGUAACAGACAAAUAUUAAAAGUUACAAAAUUAGUCUUUGCAGAUAUUUUCGUUCGCUUUAACGUUAAAACAUAUCAGUAGGGAGACGUUUUUUAAAUCGUAGGACUUUUCGUCCUAUAACUGUUUAACGUUAGCGUUUUUUUACACCUGUUCAUUUCACACCCAGACGACCUCAGUAUUACAUCUUCUGUUUAGAAUCAAACAUCCAGUUCAGCAUUGCUAUGAAGGUUAUUCUGUUUUGGACUAUUGGGGCAUCAAUAUUAGUUACACUGUAUUCCAAAGACACAUUUUCUGGAGCACCUGUCCGCGUGUUAGUAAACCAGCAAGCUACACUCUUCAGGAAUGUCAGCAGCUGUGAGAAUGCACAAUUCAGAUGGAUUCUUCCAACUGAGGCAACUAUUGCCAAGUGCCAAAAACAAAUAUGUGCCAUUAAAGAUGUCUUUCUGGAAAAAUUCCAAUUUAAAGACAAUAAUUUGGUUCUAAAAUCAGCAAAAUACAGCGAUUGGGGGACAUAUGAAUGCAACUGCAAGAGCAUCAUUACAUUUGUUAAAUGGGAUGUUGUGGUGGCUCUAGAUGUGUCAGUCAAGGAACUGGAAAAUAUCACGCUUCUGUGUUAUGCGAAAGAUGCGAAGGAUGUAACGUGGUUCCAUAACGAUGCAAGGAUUCUGCAGAGCAAGAAUGAUGGAUCGACCGUCGCUGACAAAGUAUUCCAAAAUAGAGUAUCACUAAAAGAGGGUGCCUUCAAGGACGGUAAUCUCUCUUUGACUCUCCUUGAUGUUAGCAGGAAGGAUGUUGGACUUUACCUAUGCCGUGUCAAUGAUGAAACUGCCGAAGGAUACCCUUAUGCCCAUAUGUUACAUGUGAAUGAUAAUCGCUCCAGUCCAGAAGGACAGAAAGCAGACUUUGUGCUUAUGAUGGUUAGUGUCCCCAUCAACAUUGUUUUUGCACUCAUAAUCGUGUUUCUUUCUGUGAAACUCUACAAAAAUAACCGUAUCAUCAGCCAAUCAACAUCUACAACAUCUAGAACAUCACAGCCUGUAGAGGAGAGUGAGCGUAACCCUUCAGAAAAUGUACAUAUGUUGGCCCUGCCAGUUGAUGAAAGUCAGUCUGCACAAACAUGUGCUCAACCUGUUCAAGAGAGUAAGACUGAUCUUAAGUCUUCCUCAACUCAGCCUUUUUAGUCUAACAGAUUCAGCCAGUAAAGAUGCAAAGAGGAUCUAGACCAAAGAGAAAUUUUACCUUUUAGACCCAGGCUGGGAUGGCUAUAAAUUCCUUAAGGCCUCAAGAUAAAAAAUACCAUUCUUGAAAUUGAAAGCCUUUACUGUCAGUCUAUAGCUGGGAACACACGGAGCAAUUAAAAAACACAUGACACAAAGCCAUUACAUAAUAAUUCCAUUGCCAUUUGAAGACAUGUUUUCUGAUAGCUGUUUGCAAAUUCUUCAGUUGUUACAAUGUUUACAAACAUUACCAUGAACUCAUGUGUAUCAUUGUACCGUUUUAAUAAAAAUGCACAGGGAAAUGACAAAAUUC